AUGUCUUAUAGGGGACGAGGUAGAAGCGGCCAAAACAAUGGCGGUCAGGGUGGUAUGCAGGUAGAUGGCUCUAAUAAUUCACCGUCUCUGGUUGCUCUUGAUUUCCAGAAUUGGCAGGGAGGCACGCAGUCCGAUCUGAUCAGCUUCAUCAAACGCAAGUCCCGGAUCACUUUACAGAACCCGCGAGUCAACGGACCCGUUUUGACUGCAUUCGUACCAGAGCGCGACGUUAGCAUUGUCACAAAGCUGAACGGUAUCAGAUUUGCCGGGCAGGCUCUGCAAAUCAGUGCACAGUCGUCAGCAUCUACCACUAACGCUACGAUCCAAACAGUAGAUGUUUUGACAGGCUUUUUGAACUCUCGUUAUAAUGCCUCGGCGCAGCUAUUGAAUCUCUCGAAUAUGGGCCAGGACCCAGUACUUCUCGAGCGCGGAAUGCUCGCUAACCCCACCACAGCGACCAAAAUGUUUAUGGCCCUUAUGAAAAUGGCCAAAGACAAUCUCCCGGGCGUACGCAGUGUGUCUCUGGAAACUAACCAGCUCACUGAUAUCAGUAGCGUCCAGUCGCUCUCCACAUCUUUCCCCAACCUGGAGAAUCUUUCUUUGGCUAACAAUAUGCUUCCUAAUUUUCAGGCACUUUUGCCCUGGCGUAAUAGGUUCCCCAAGCUCCGAGAGCUGGUUAUCCAGGGCAAUCCGUUGCUAAAUGACCCGAACUCUCAGCGUGAGAUUGUGAGUAUGUUCCCUCGACUAGUUAUGCUCGACGGUGUUACUGUUCGUAACGAGGCCGACUUGCCGAGAGAUGCUCUACCCAUGCCGGUUCUUCCGACAUUUUUUGAAACCCCAGAGAUCCAAAAUCUAUCUCAAUCAUUUUUGGCAGAAUUUUUAAGGUGCUGGGAUACAGACAGAUCGCAAUUAUUGGGGUUAUACGACGACGCCAGCAUGUUCAGCAUGUGCUACAACACCAACACACCGAAACUGCCAAGCCACCAGCCUACCAACCGGCGGGGACCUAAUCCCAAUACGCCCUACACAUCUACGAGUCGCAAUCUGGCGUUUUCAAACACGCCUGCGACGCGAAAUCAACGCUUGGCAAUUGGUCGUAACGCCAUUUUGACAGUUUUCCAGAAGCUGCCAGCUACAAAACACGAUCUGAGCCAGGCCCACAAGUUUGCCAUAGAUGGCAUCGCCCUUAACGGCGUUCGUUCUCCUCAGGACAGUGCAAUCUCCGUCUCAAUCCACGGCGAGAUGCUCGAUGUGACCUCCAACCUCACCCGGAGCUUUGACCGCACCCUCGUGAUUUUGCCGUCCCCCGUUGGUGGCUCAUUUGUUAUUGCCAGCGACAUGUUAACUAUUCGUUCGGCAGCUGGCUCGGACGCAUUCACAAGUCCUCGGGCUGGCCAGAGCGCCAACGUCACUCCGCACGUCACCCCCGCGACCACUCCAACCCCCGCGCCAACGGGAGCCACCCCGGACCCAUCAACUGCAGAAACCCUGGUGCAUCAACUAAUGGCCCAGACCGGCCUUACACUAAAGUACGCACAGGAAUGUCUCCAGCAAGCCAACUUUGAUCUGGGCUUGGCCCUUAAUUUGUUCCAACAAUCACGGUCGCAGCUGCCACCGGACGCAUUUGCACAAUAG
This is a messenger RNA of Wickerhamiella sorbophila, 1635 nucleotides long. Its product is annotated as mRNA export factor mex67. The transcript has a single exon. Gene Ontology annotation, cellular component: nucleus. NCBI's taxonomy places the organism in Eukaryota, Fungi, Ascomycota, Dipodascomycetes, Dipodascales, Trichomonascaceae. The coding region runs from base 1 to 1635 and encodes 544 amino acids. Gene Ontology annotation, biological process: poly(A)+ mRNA export from nucleus. Gene Ontology annotation, molecular function: RNA binding; protein binding. The record is from RefSeq and is a predicted model, not a curated record.